AACAUUAAGAAUCCGAUGCUAGACUUGGAGGAAAGUGGCAUUCUAGGUAUUGCAAGAUAUGGUUAGUGAAGUCUGAAAGUUUUGUCUGUUUUUGACCUGCAGUUUUCCUGUUUUAGACCAGAUGGAUUAAAUUUGUAUAUACUUUUAUGUUGGGUUGAUAAAUCCUUUUUUUUACUAUUUGAUUGCCCAUGGUUAGAUCUACAACUAAGGAAAGCCCUGUUGUCUCUGACAAAAAGACUCCCUGGAAAAAACAAACAAAAAGGGUAGAUUUGCUGCUCACAACAGAUAUCUGACACCCCCACCCAAAGGACAGGGGUGUUAGAAUCUGGUCUAGAGAAUCAAACAAGUCACCUAAAAAGAUUCCUCUUCAGCUCUUCUUCUUCUUCUUCGAUGAAUCCUAGAAUGGGAAGCAAUUAUUAAGUCUUCCUUAUUUCCCUCAAAAGAGCCUUAUCAAUCAAUCAAAGGAAAAGGUUUUUUCAUAGGUGACGUAUGGAUAACUUUCCAAAAGUUUUGUGUGGGUGGAGCUGGGAGGAGAACAAGUUGUUUGAGCUGGCUCUAGCAUUGGUUGAUGAGCAACACCCAGAUCGCUGGGAAGUGGUUGCAGCCAUGGUUGGAGGGGAAAAAAGUGCCGAAGAAGUUGAGAAACAUUAUGUGAUACUUUUGGAAGAUUUGCAGUUUAUAGAGUCUGGUAAACUGGACCAUAAACUUGUCGAAGCUCAGUCUUGUAUUCAAGUCGACUGCAAUCAAUCUGUAUGCUGGACUGAUGAAGAUAACAACUUGCUGGUUCGAUUGGACAUAAGUUGAUCUCCUGAGCUAGUUCUGGUUUAUGAAAGCAGAUUGGUUACUGGUGGCUGCCAGAACCCAUGUCCCGGUAAGAAUGCAGGGCAUAUUUAACAAGGCUGGUUGUUAUUAUUAUUGUAUCAAUCCUAAUGCUAUAUCCGCUGCUCCUAGAUGUAAUCAAUCUCUUCAUUAUGAAACAGAAACUGUUGGAAAGAUUUUUAACAUUUCAAUUUGUAGAUAGUAGAAAAUGGGUCUGGAGCCUUGUUUAAUUGGAAGUUGAGUAGCAUGAUGUGUUAGGCUUA
Theobroma cacao (cacao) is the source of this 1082-nucleotide messenger RNA. Its product is annotated as protein RADIALIS-like 3. NCBI's taxonomy places the organism in Eukaryota, Viridiplantae, Streptophyta, Magnoliopsida, Malvales, Malvaceae. The record is from RefSeq and is a predicted model, not a curated record. Gene Ontology annotation, molecular function: DNA-binding transcription factor activity.